Microtus oregoni (creeping vole) is the source of this 4327-nucleotide messenger RNA. RefSeq names its product protein Jade-3. Gene Ontology annotation, biological process: regulation of transcription by RNA polymerase II. Gene Ontology annotation, cellular component: histone acetyltransferase complex. The transcript is spliced from 14 exons. NCBI's taxonomy places the organism in Eukaryota, Metazoa, Chordata, Mammalia, Rodentia, Cricetidae. Bases 526 to 3000 code for a protein of 824 amino acids. The record is from RefSeq and is a predicted model, not a curated record.
AAGCGGCGCCGAAGGUAGGCGCUCCCGAGGGUCACCGCGGCAGCGGCAGCGAGGUUGUGGGCGUAGUGCGGCUUUGGCGGCGGGAGAGGUGGCCUCGAGGAGUGGGACGAGGGCGGCGUGGAGCUAGGGGUCCCGGCCUCGCCGCGCUGGGGGGAGCUCCAGUUCCACGAAGCGGUUGCCUCCGGUGUCCCCCGAGAGCCGUGGAGCGGAGAGCUUGUGUGGGCUGAGAGCCUUGGCUUUGGUGGAGACUGGCACCCUGCGUUCAUUAUUUGUCAGGAAGAAAGUGGAGUGGCAUCUCAAGGCUAUCCAUAGACAACAGAAGCAAGGAUCCUACAAUCAAAAGGGCUUCUGUGCUUAGUCUUUGGAAAAAACUUACAUGAUCUAAUUUUCCAGACUUGGGAAAGGAAAGUAUCCCUGUGAUUGCAGUGAAGAAUCCAGUAUCAUAUUGUGGAGUGGUCAAGAUCCACCAGUGUGAAGCAUCAGGCUUUGACCUUUGUUCUGGAAGACGAUCUCAAAGGAUGCACCAUGAUGAAACGACAGAGACCUUUCAGCAGCAGUGAGAGUUCAGAUGAGUGUCCUUCUACUUCCUUUACUUCUAGCUUAAUGUAUAGGAAGAUGUCAAAAAAUCCCAAGGAACAUAAGAAGUCUGCUGAGGUAUUCCGAAAGGACCUCAUCAGUGCGAUGAAAAUCCCUGACUCUCACCAUGUUAGUCCUGACAGCUAUUACCUCUUUACUGACACAUGGAAAGAAGAGUGGGAAAAGGGAGUACAAGUGCCAGCCAGUCCAGACUCUGUUCCAACACCUUCUCUCAGGAUUAUAUCUGAAAGGGUAAAGGAAGUUCUCUUUGUCCGGCCGCGGAAAUAUAUCCGUUGCUCUAGCCCAGAGUCUGCAGAGCCUGGCUAUAUCAAUACCCUAGAGCUGGCAGCAUCUACAUGCCGAUAUGACCUAGAUGACAUGGACACCUUCUGGCUUCAAGAACUCAAUGAAGACCUUGGAGAAAUGGGUUAUGGGCCAAUUGAUGAGACGCUUAUGGAAAAAACAAUAGAAGUUCUAGAACGCCACUGCCAUCAAAAUAUGAACCAUGCUAUUGAGACAGAAGAAGGGCUAGGAAUAGAAUAUGAUGAAGAUGUGAUCUGUGACGUGUGCCGGUCUCCAGACAGUGAAGAAGGGAAUGAUAUGGUAUUCUGUGAUAAGUGUAACGUCUGUGUGCAUCAGGCUUGCUAUGGCAUCCUUAAGAUUCCAGAAGGCAGCUGGCUGUGUCGUUCCUGUGUCCUGGGCAUUUAUCCACAGUGUGUUUUGUGUCCUAAGAAAGGUGGAGCUAUGAAGACCACCAGGACAGGGACUAAAUGGGCCCAUGUCAGUUGUGCCCUGUGGAUACCAGAAGUCAGCAUCGCUUGUCCUGAGAGAAUGGAACCCAUCACAAAAAUCUCCCAUAUUCCACCUAGCCGGUGGGCCUUAGUUUGCAGCCUGUGCAAGUUGAAGACAGGGGCUUGUAUUCAGUGCUCUGUGAAAAGCUGUCUCACUGCCUUUCAUGUCACCUGUGCCUUUGAGCACGGCUUGGAAAUGAAGACUAUCCUAGAUGACGGUGAUGAAGUAAAAUUCAAGUCAUUUUGCCUCAAGCAUGGCCAAAACAAGCCAAAAAUUGGGGAGGCCGAGUACCACCACCAUAGAGUUGCUGAGCAGAGCCAGGCAAAAAGUGAGAAAACCAGCCUGCGGACACAGAAACUUCGUGAACUAGAGGAAGAAUUCUACACCUUGGUCCAGGUGGAAGAUGUUGCCAAAGAGCUGGGGCUAUCUGCAUUAACUGUUGACUUUAUCUAUAACUACUGGAAACUGAAGCGCAAAAGCAACUUCAACAAACCAUUAAUUCCUCCCAAAGAGGAUGAAGAAAAUGGCUUGGUACAGCCAAAAGAAGAAAACAUCCAUACUCGCAUGAGAAUGUUUAUGCACCUGCGGCAGGACCUAGAGAGGGUUCGAAAUCUAUGCUACAUGAUAAGCAGGCGAGAGAAGCUGAAACUUUCACACACCAAAGUGCAAGAACAGAUCUUCGGUUUGCAAGUCCAGCUUAUUAACCAAGAAGUUACAGAAGGACUUUCUUUGACAAAUGCACUAGAGAACUCAUUGUUUUACCCACCACCACGUAUCACCUUAAAGUUGAAAAUGCCUAAAUCAACCUCAGAAGACUGCAGAGACAGCUCCACAGAAACAGAACACCAACCCUCCUCGCCUGGCAGCAGCUCCCCUGGUCACAAUAAAAGGAGCCCACAAAUGCCUGAGGAGGCGCUGGACAUGAAUGUGAAAAUGUAUCCACGACAUCCACUAGAAAUCAAGAGUAACUGUUUGCUGGCUAGUCGCAGUCAUUCUCGAAGUGAAGCCAAGAGUUCCAGUCCUGCUCAGAGAGCUCCAUCUGCCGAGCUCUAUCAUGGGCAAUCAUUAGGAAAGCCUCUGGCCCUUCAGGCUGCCCUCCACGGACAGGCUUCUAUUGGUAAUGGGAAGAAUCAGCCUAACUCCAGGCUUGCCGGUUCCAAUGGUCUGGAGGGCAACUGGUCUGGAAACAUCACCCAGAAAGAUAAUUUAGAUGAGAUUUUCUGUGACCAGGAGUCAAUGCUCAGCCCCCACUUGCCCAGUCAGGGCAACAUUAGAAAAUCUGGCAUAGAACACUUUAGCAGAUCCUUUAAGGAGGCCACCAAUACAUGGGUGAGGCCCACUGAGGACCUCCAGUACUGUGUUAAACCAACUAAGAAUGUGAGUUCUAAGGAGCAGUUGUGGGGUAGACAGCUUCUCAGGCGGUCAGCAGGAAGAGCUCCAUAUCAGGAAACUGAUGGGUAUUGCCCUGAUUUAGAGCCCAGCGAUUCAGAAGCAGAAGGGGAAGGGAGUAAAGAAACAGCAAGGGUAAAGAGAGAAAGUUCUGACCGAGAAAAUCCUUCUCAUGAUUCUGUUCGGGAAUGCCAUGGGAAAAGCGAGACACAUCCUCAUUCCCACAGCUCAAUGCAAAGGUGAUCAGAAAUACCUAAGCAGACUUUGCCCCACAUUCUAGGGGAAAUCUAAACACCCAAAGGAUUCUAGUGUAUAUUAGGAGGAAUUGCAGGGAAAAUGAUGGUAUGAUGUUUCGAAAAGGUUUCAGGUCUAGUUUUUAUAAGCACAUUACAAGAGUUGCAGAUUGACUGGGGUUGCUUUGUUGGAGGCUGCUGGUAACAGUUGGGCCCAGAGUAUUUGCUCAGUGAGUACUUCAGGACCGCUUUUCAGUUAUCUUAACACACUGAUUAAACUACGUAUUAAGAAUCAUUGUAUUGUCAAUGGAUUUGCGAGAGAACAUGACAGACACUAAAGCUACUUAUCUUUUGAAACUAUAACAUGUGACUCCUUAGAGCUCAUGUCUGUAGAAAGUUUCUAAUUCCACUGGUAUCUAUAAACCUCUUUAAGGGAGAGACCGGGAGAGCAGCAUUCUCAGAUACUGUCACUAUUGUCUUCCUUGCUUCGUGCAAGGUUGAGUUUCUUUCACAGUAUCAUAUCGUAUAAAGUCAAUUCUCCUAAGUGUCCAGUGCCUGUUCCUAGACCUGCUUGUUGGGAACACACUCAUAACUCUCUUAUCCAGCUAACAAGCUAACUUGUGGAUAGUGUUUACAAAAGUACUACUUCCAAGGAAAUGCUCUGCUUCUCAAGGCAUUUGCAAAGACUUCAGAGCCUUUCCUGAAGUGUGACCUUUUCUGGGAUAUUUGUACCAGGUCAGGGUUUUUUGUGUUGUUUUCAAAUAAGUUUGACUAAAGUUGGGCUGACAGUUUUUGUAUACCUGCUUUAAUGUUUAUAAAAUUUUUAUUGAGGUAUAAUUAAAAUAUAGUGUAAUGCGCAGAAGGUUAAGUAUUCUUACCUGCUUUAAUUUUGAAACAGAUUUUUAUUGUCAGACAAAUUUGAAAGCAUGUGUUUAACACAUGGAUAUAAUUUAGCUUUGUAUGAAUUUUGAAUCCAAGGCAAUUUCCCAAGUGUAAAAGUUAGAGCCAUUUUUCAGAACUUGAUUAUACCACAUUACCAAAUAAUCAGCCUUGAUUCAUUUCUAGAGGAAGAGAAUUCUGAAUUAGAGAAUGAAAUAGGUCUGCUUCCCAUUUAAGAUAAGGGGAAAGUAGCAGUUUAUAAAAUGGGAGGCAGACUGGAAUUCUCAGCUCCCUUUUCUUCUUAGCCUUAAAAUAAUAUUCUCUUUCUUCUAGUUUGGGAACAUAUGGAGAAAGUUUUCAAACAAGAGGCCAUUUUCAAUUUCUGAAGUUUCAUGCUGGUGAAAGCAGCAGUAGGUGCCAGUGAGGGCAGUAGCCCUCUAGCCAAUGCAGUGGAGCAG